CAGCAGGACGCACUCACGUCAGACGUCACACUCUGGCUUGUUUUGGCCGUUUGUUUCGAUAUCCGGCGAUCAAGCCCUGUCGAUGUGCUGGACAUUGUGACUUAGAGGAUCCUGUGUGUGCAUGGGUGUUUGUGUGUGGAAGAGUGAGAGAAGGUGGAAACCUCAGGGAGCCUGUGUGUCUUAUCAUGACUGACGGAUCCAGCGAUGAUGAUGUCAUCCACCUGGCUAGUUUCAACACCCAUCGCAGUCAAGGUAAAAGAGUUAAGAAGAGGAUGUACAUAACCAUAUCGUCUGACUCUGAAGAUGAACCAGUCAGAUUCGUACCAAACACCCAUGUCGUGGUCAGGGAUGAUGAUGAGGAAGACGAAGUGAGCAUCUUGGAGCCCUUACCUCAUCGUGAACUCAUCCGGCCUGCUGCAAAGUGGGGCGCAAAUACCUUCCCAAACCAGGCAUUCGGAUCCAACGGACAUCCCACCACUGCACACUCCCACCAAUCUUCUGUAGCCACUGCACAUUCUACAUUAGGAAAGCAAGCCAUAGGUGUCUUAACUACGGACCCGAAUUCUGUACCAUCAACAUCUAGAGAAUAUGCCUUGCACAGACCUCCAUUGCCUGUUAGGAACUCGCUGCCCCCUCAUACGGACUCCUCAUCCAGUGCUCGCUCGGAAAACCAGGCGAAUUCUGUUUUAACUCCGCCCAUCCCCGAAUCAGGUCAAACGGACUCGGCCCACAGAAUUAACGUGGUCAUCCGGCAGAGAAUCGAGAAGCACACUAAGAGGCCUCUGACGCCACAGGUGGCUGCGCUGGUGGAGAUCAAACCAGAACAAGAGCAACCACGGCCUGUGGCUACCGUUUCUCCCGCAGGUUUCCUCGCUCCAACUGAGAACGAAAGGCCUGGACCUUCAGUGCCUAGAGAGCCCCCAGUAUAUCAGGCCCCUGAGCAGACGCGCCUCGAAACCCUCGUGAAAGGAGUGAUGGACCUUUUCCCAGAUGUUCAGGAAGCAUAUGUAGCAGAACUUAUAGAGACAGGCGACCUAAAAGAUUUAAAUGUAAUAUGCAAUAUGUUAUUGGAAGGACCUGAUUAUCCGAAAAAAGCAAACUCAGUUUUGACACAAAGCAGUGUUCUCCUUGAGACUGGUGACUCUGAGACGCAGGAAAGUGAAAACUAUUUUGAUUAUUCCAAACUGAAGCCUGUUGGCUCAGAAGUUGUAUUGCAAGCUGCCGAUUUGCUGAUGGGUGACUUCAAAAUGUUGAGCUGUCAGGAUAUCAAAUGGGCCCUGAAUUGCCUGAAAGGACACUAUGCAAUCACACGAAAGGCCUUAUUCGAUGCCCUCAAGAAGUGGCGGGAGAACUCCACUGACCCCUCAGGGAAGAAGAAGAAACGCAAAGAGCCAAAUGAACGCGCCUUCAUAGUCUUCAAGUUUGAGCAUGGUUCCUUUAAACUGGAGAGAAAGAUGUACUUCUUAGAGAAGAACCGACGAUUGAGCCGAGGUAUCGAGACCUCCACGCUGGAAGCAUCUCUCUUGAAAGAGCUCCAGUUCUAUGAGCAGAAAGCCAAGGAGAUGGCUGAGCAUGAAGACUUCCUCUUGGCUUUGCAAGUGAACGAGGAGCAGUAUCAAAAGGAUGGACAGUUGAUCGAGUGCGGGUGCUGCUGUGGAGAGUUUGCCUUCGAGGAAAUGACACAGUGUACGGAUGGCCAUCUUUUCUGCAAAGAAUGCCUGGUCAAGUAUGCACAGGAGGCUGUUUUUGGCUCAGGACGGUCAGAGCUGAGCUGUAUGGAUGGGAGCUGCACUUGUUCCUUUCCCACCAGUGAACUGGAGAAAGUUCUACCUGAAAACAUCCUCUGCAAAUAUUACGAACGUCAGGCGGAAGAGGCCAUAGCAGCCACCUGUGCUGAUGAACUAGUCCGGUGUCCGUUUUGUAAUUUCCCAGCACUUUUGGACAAAGACAUCUCUCUGUUCAGUUGCCCAAAUCCUCGCUGCAGAAAGGAGAGUUGCAGGAAGUGCCAUGUGGUGUGGAAGGAGCACGCAGGAAAGACCUGUGAGCAGGUGCUGGAGAGAGACGAGAUCCGGCUGCGGGUGGCCUUCGAGGAGAAAAUGACUGCAGCCCGCGUCAGGAAGUGCCACAAGUGUUCCACGGGUCUGGUCAAAUCUGAGGGCUGCAACCGAAUGUCGUGUCGCUGCGGCGCCUUCAUGUGCUACCUCUGCCGGGAGCCUAUCAACGGCUACAACCACUUCUGCCAGCACGCUCGCUCGCCUGGCGCUCCCUGCCGACACUGCAAGAAGUGUUCGCUGUGGACGGACCCCACGCAAGACGAUGAGCGAAUAAUUCAGGAGAUCCAGAAAAAGGGUGAAGCAGAGUUAAAUAAGAAGAACAAUCAGACAGAAACUACAGGGAAGAGAGUGGGCCCUCCCCCGGAGCCAAUCCCAGCGAAACGGCCUCGCGUCGGUCCGCAGGCCCCCAAUGCAGUUCCUCAGGCCGUACGCGCCCCGCUGCUCAUCCCCCAGGUCAUGUUACCUGGACCACAGCGUCUCUUUCUCCAGCCCAUUCCGGCUCCCUACGUGCCCCCAUUACCCAACCUUCCUCUUAUGAACUACAACCCACGUAACCUGAACUUUGACUUCAAUAUGCCUAUGCACUAUGGACCACAUAAUCGUUUCUUCAGACCUCUUUGAGGACACCACGGUACAAAGAGUCACACUCAAAACUGACGAAUUCCAGACUUGUGUCUUAAACUGUUAGCCCUGCUUUUUCUACGAAUUUUGUUAUGGGAAGCAAACUGUUUUUCUGGAGGGCUUAAGAAUGCAGCAGAGUGCCUGCUGGAUCGGACCCUUCCGUUGAAAGUGUUUUUUGAAUGAAUGUCGGAGUGAAUAAUACAAACUGAUUCUGUUUGUUUUUGGUUAAAUAAAACAAAACUGGU
Triplophysa rosa is the source of this 2920-nucleotide messenger RNA. It is a transcript of the gene rnf216, whose product is annotated as ring finger protein 216. The transcript has 17 exons. Lineage: Eukaryota; Metazoa; Chordata; Actinopteri; Cypriniformes; Nemacheilidae. The record is from RefSeq and is a predicted model, not a curated record. The coding region runs from base 186 to 2675 and encodes 829 amino acids.